UUAAACCUUUUCAGCUAGUUAAACAAGCACUAAUAACCUUCCAAACCAAAUCCAAUUACAAAUUUUGGUGAAGAUGAUGAACAACAACAGCACCUCACAACCCCAAAACAACGACGACUUUGACGCGAAUGGGUUCACGUACAUCUUAACAUUUGUAUUUGCUCUUGUAUUCUUGAUUCUUACAAUUGUUGUUGCUUGUGUUCGGCUUCGUAUGUCACGGGGUCCAGACAUGAUCAAUAUUUUGUCAGGUUUUCCACCACAUCGUCAGGAAGACUCAAUUAUGGAGCAAGGGCUACGCCGUAAUAGAGACACAAGUUUUGAAGGAUACCCAAAAAUGCUAUACUCUCAAAUUGAAAAGAAUAUUUUAGGUGGUUCUUCAACUUCAAGUUGCUCUAUUUGUUUAGGGGACUACAAAGAAAGUGACAUUUUGAGGUUACUUCCUGAUUGUGGUCAUCUUUAUCAUGUUGCUUGUGUUGAUCCAUGGCUUAGGUUACAUUCUACUUGUCCCAUAUGUAGAAAACCAUUGCUAGCUUCAAGCUAAGCUAGUUAUUAUUAGUCUUCAAUAUUGUAAAUCAAAACACUAUUUUGUGUGUGUGUGUAUCUAUGUUUUAAUUGAUAUUUUUGUUUUCAUUUUAAGUACCAAUCAAGUGUAAAGUGUAGUGCUUUUGUAAGGGACAUGAAUGUGCAUAUAAAUCUUUCAUGAUUUUUUUUUC
Trifolium pratense (red clover) is the source of this 713-nucleotide messenger RNA. Its product is annotated as RING-H2 finger protein ATL70-like. The coding region runs from base 74 to 541 and encodes 155 amino acids. The transcript has a single exon. The record is from RefSeq and is a predicted model, not a curated record. Lineage: Eukaryota; Viridiplantae; Streptophyta; Magnoliopsida; Fabales; Fabaceae.